Eimeria necatrix is the source of this 504-nucleotide messenger RNA. RefSeq lists its product as hypothetical. NCBI's taxonomy places the organism in Eukaryota, Apicomplexa, Conoidasida, Eucoccidiorida, Eimeriidae. The transcript has a single exon. The record is from RefSeq and is a predicted model, not a curated record. The coding region runs from base 1 to 504 and encodes 167 amino acids.
AUGCAAAGGUUGCUGCUGCUGCAAAAGCAACAACACUUGCUGCACCCACUGCCGCACCGAUCACGGAAGCAGCAGCAGCAGCAGCAGCAGCAGCAGCGCAGCAGCAAACGCAGCACCAAACACGUCGCCAGCAGCAGCAGCACCACCACCAAACCCAUCACCAGCAGCACCAAACCCAUCACAAACACCCCCAGCAGCAGCAGCAUUGCAGCAGCAGCAGCACUGCAGCAGCAGCAUUGCAGCAGCAGCAGUGCAGCAGUAGCAGCAGCAGCAUUGCAGCAGCAGGAGCAUUGCAGCAGCAGCCCUGCAGCAGCAGCAUUGCAGCAGCAGCAUUGCAGCAGCAGCAAUGCAGCAGCAGCAGCAGCAACAUUGCAGCAGCAGCAAUGCAGCAGCAGCAGCAGCAGCAGCAGCAGCAGCAGCAGCAGCAGCAGCAGACCAGAUCCAGUUUCCGCAAUGCCGAUGAGGUCGCGCAUUUCGAGGGCGAUGGGAAUGGCCUGCAUUUGA